AUGCAGCACACUUGCAGCUGCCAGGAGCUCAUGCAAAGCCCCAUCUUCGCUCCCGUCGAUGGUGAAUGGAUCUUGUAUUUCAGCUACAAUGUGCAUGGCCAGGAGACCAGCAGCUGGCAGCUGCAAUCCUGGGAUGGAGCAUGGACCUCUAUUGGGGAAUUCUCAGCCUCAGCACAGGUGGAGGCGCGUAUAGCUCAUGUGAGAUUGCCAGCCCAGUCGCAGGCCUUGCGCUUCCUGAAAAAAUCGGGCAGUGCGGUGCUGCUCUUGAGUCGGCUCCGCUUGGAAGCAACAGUGGACGAGCUUAACUGUGACUUCGGGGCCGCUGAUCGCUGUUACUGGUUUGAGCCACCUGGCUCUGGGUGGGUCCAGGCCACGGGCCCCGACGCUUCAAGUGGCUACCUGCAAGUGAACGGCUCACAAAACGGUUCAGCUUUCUACCUAGACAGCAUCCUCAUUGGAGCCAUUUAUGGGAGCUACACUUUCUUCCUUCGUUUCCAGCUUGUAGGGCCUACGGCUGCGUUACUGCUGCAGCAAAGAGGGGGCAGCGGCGGUGACUGGGCAGAUCUGGCGACCUGGCCUGGGGUCUCUGAAGCACCGUGGCAGCAACUCAUGGGCUCGUUACCUGAAACAACUCGUUUGCGGCUGCUCGCGACAGCAAACAGCACCGAAGACGUCAUUCGCAUCCAGACCUUCGAGGUGCAAAACAUAGCUUUCAGCACGGACAUCGGCUGUGGAUUUGAAGGCGACUUCUGCGGAUGGCAGGGUCCCUGGUCCAGCUCUGCAGCUCGGACCGAUGGAGUCCCACCAUUCCGUGGUGAAACCUUUGCUUACAUCCCCCAGGCCCAGUGGGGGACACUGGAGGCGAUAUUGGCAAGCCCAUUCUUUCCCAACAAGGGAGAAGUGGUUGACUUGGCCUUUGCGUACCGCAUGAUGGGCUGGGAGCUCUACAGUCUUGAGGUCAAGCUCCGCUUGCCAGAAGCGACCCAGCAGAUCCGCUUCCGAGGCUAUCUUCAUGCGGCGAUGAAUGGUGGUUGUGGUUUUUGUUCUAAUGCCGUGGACAUUGCCAUUGAUGAUAUUUUUAUUCUUGCGAUGAAAGUUGCUGUCCCGCCUUCUGUUGCCGUUCAUCCUGGUCAUCAACUUCACAUGUGUGUGGUGGCUUUUGGCCUGCUGAAGUGCUUUGGGCACAAUGACGACGGACAGCUCGGGUAUGGCCACGUCGAAAACUUGGGUGAUGACCCGCUCGAGGUCGGAGUGGGCUUGCCGACGGUUAACUUGGGAAGCGAAGUGGUGGAAGCUUGCGUUGGACAUUCCCAUUCCUGUGCCAUGCUUCGGGAGGGCCGUUUGAAGUGUUGGGGUAAUGGUCACUAUGGUCAGCAUGGCGGCGGGAGCACGGCCACCAUUGGCGAUGAGCCCAAUGAAGUGGAUGAACGACUGCCUGCAGUCAACUUGGGCAGCGGAGCCAAAGUGGCACAGAUAGCUUGCGGGUUUCAUCACACCUGUGCCGUGCUGCAUGGCGGCACCGUAAAGUGCUUUGGAAGCAACGAAUGGGGACAGUUGGGCCUUGGUGACACUCAGCUAGGGCCUCAGUCUGAACUGCAAGUUGAGGCAUGUUGCGGCUCAUGCAUCCUUUGUGCUUCUGCCAGCCUGUGGCUCAGGAACCGUGGAACCGCAAGCCAUGAAAUGGGGGAUGCGCUCCCGGCAGUGAACCUGGGUAAUGCCAGGAUCACUCAGCUCGUCCUGGGUUAUUUAUGUACUUGUGCUCUAUCCGAGGCUGGGAAAGUGUUGUGUUGGGGACGUCUCACACCAGGCGCACCUGUUCUUGGCAAUGAGCCUGGAGAGAUGGGAGAUCAGCUUCCGGUCUUGGACUUUGGGCUCCCCGUGACUCAACUUGCAGCAGGAUGGUACCAUGUCUGUGCACUCCUGUCCGAUGGAAGGGUGCGAUGCUGGGGAGGGAACCCGUAUGGUCAGCUCGGCCUGGGGGAUACGGUUACCAGACUCACGCCUGUGUCGGAUGUGGACCUGGGCACCGGCAUGAUGGCCACAAAGAUAGCUGCAGGAGGACACCACUCUUGUGCAGUUCUACAAGAUGAGACCCUGCAGUGCUGGGGCUGGAACACUUACGGGCAACUCGGUGUGGGCCAUACGAACAACAUUGGAGACAACAGUGGCGAGAUGGGCGAUGCUCUUGUACGCACUUCAGCCGGUAGAGUCCAUGCUGCCCAUCCAGGUGGCAAACAUACCUGCGCUUUGCAGACUGAUGAAGCCAUGUUCUGCUUUGGGUACGGCAAUUCGGGCACAUUAGGCCUAGGCCGAACUGAUCACGUGGGUGACAACCCUGAUGAGCUGGGCGGAGCAGCCUUGUUGCCACCGCUUUUCCUCCCUCAAACUCCAGGACAGGAAUUGGAGCAAGUUCGCCUGUCCUCUGCGUCCUCCAGUGACAUGAACGGCUGGCUCGAGGUGCUGCACAACGGCUCUUCGGCACUGAUCUGCGACGAUGGUUUCGACGUCGCUGCAGCAACGGUAGCCUGCAAGGACCGCCGUGGGAAGAAACUGACAUGUGCAGGAUGGAAGGGUCUCGAGGCCUCUUUUCUGCUAGUAUAUGCUAGUAUCAAAGAGUCAUGA
Messenger RNA from Symbiodinium pilosum, 2622 nucleotides. The record is from the annotation of a GenBank genome assembly. NCBI's taxonomy places the organism in Eukaryota, Dinophyceae, Suessiales, Symbiodiniaceae.